AUGCGAGUGGACACUCGCUGGCCCGCUCGCUACCGUGGCUCCGCUCCGAUCGUCACGACUGGUGUCCCGUUCAGUGUUGGGGCUGACGAGCUCGGAAAAGGCCCUGAAUCAUUAAGGAAAAAUGAGUGCGAUGGGUUCAUUCGAGCCCCAAAUGAUGACGGUGGGCAGGUCCUCGAUGUAGAGUUACUAGAACUGAGGUCCAGUUUGCUGACUCGCCCUUCGGACCCAACACCCCAGCCUGAGGGGGCCAGUUGGACUGUGGCUGGACUGGACCAACUGGUGAUGAGAUGGACGCUUCGUUCGUCUUAUUCAAGUCGGUCCACAGCUCAUGUCAUCUUCCAUGUUCUUCAUGUCACUUCCCCCUCUAAUCCCUCCGCCUGCUGCAUGGAUGACCAUCGUUGUCUGCGUUUCUAUCCCACCACCAACUGA
Penicillium oxalicum is the source of this 429-nucleotide messenger RNA. RefSeq lists its product as uncharacterized. Bases 1 to 429 code for a protein of 142 amino acids. The record is from RefSeq and is a predicted model, not a curated record. The transcript has a single exon. Lineage: Eukaryota; Fungi; Ascomycota; Eurotiomycetes; Eurotiales; Aspergillaceae.